Molecule: messenger RNA, 1269 nt
Organism: Leptosomus discolor (cuckoo roller)
Lineage: Eukaryota; Metazoa; Chordata; Aves; Leptosomiformes; Leptosomidae
Source: RefSeq, a predicted model, not a curated record
AUGGUGAACCGGUCAUGGGGAUGUUGGCUGGUGGCUCCUGGUGUGAAGGGAGGCAGACUCACCGGGACCUCGUUUUCUGAGGGUUUGGGCUGUGCUGGCCGCAGAGAUCAGAGGACUGUGGACAUCACGCUUGAAGGUCACAUGCAGUUUUGGGCUGUUGCCGAUGCUGAAAAUGCUUCAGGAGGCUGGGGGAAGGCGGGCUCUCUCAGAGGCACUAUGAGGCUUAUUUCUGGUCACGGCCAGGAUGGGAGUUCAUGUCACUAUGAGCAAGACCGGAGUGCACUUAAGCGUAAAGAAUGGGAGAGAAGAAACCAGGAAGUCCAGCAAGAUGAAGAUCUCUUUGCUUCAGGUUUUAACCUCUUUGGGGAACCCUACAAGACAAAUAAAGGCGAUGCCCUUGCAAACCGUGUCCAGAACACAUUGGGAAAUUAUGAUGAGAUGAAGGACCUGUUAACCAAUCAUUCCAACCAGAGCCACCUUGUAGGAAUCCCAAAGAAUUCUGUCCCUCAGACGCCCAUUGACAAAAAUGAACAGAACUUUUUCCCAGAACCAAGAAACAGGAUGAUCCCGUCUCAUCAGAUCAGUGGCCACUCAUCGACAUCAAUGCCUCCACCUUCGUCAUUGUCAUCUAAUUCUACUUUGCUACACAGUCACCAGAGCAGCAGGAAGUCGAGGACAGACUGGUCACGUGGUGGUCACAACUCUAGUGGGGCCCAGCCAAGCCAAUCCAGUAGCCAGCAGAGUCGGACAAAGCAUAGCUCUUCUCAUGACCAGCCACAGGGCAGGUAUGAAGACCUCUAUAAUUGUCAGAGUGAGCAGCAUAAAAGUGGAGGAACUGAGGAAGCAAAUUCUAUGGCAGCAUCUUCACAUUCAAGGAGACAUACUCAUUCAAAGUCAGCACCUGGAGAACACACUUACAAAGAAAACAGUCAUUCAAAGUCACCCACAGAGCUUGAGUUUGUAAGUCAUGGUCCUGGAUCUCCACUUCCUUCCACUUCUUUGUUAUCUGCAAACAAUGGUCUUUCGACCCAGAAUUUCCCACCAGGACUUCACUGUAAAAACAGCAUGGUCCAGCAAAAGCCUACAGCGUAUGUCAGGCCUAUGGAUGGUCAGGACCAGGUUCCCAAUGACUCGCCUGAACUGAAACCUCCCAUAGAAAUUGAGAGUGGAUAUGGAAAUCAGUCCUUUGGAACACUGCUGGAAGGAAAAGUGAACACACCUAGCUCGAAGAACAAAGUACCAAAGCUCAACAUUCCUCCUGUUAGUGAA